ACCUAGCUUGCAUCAAAACAGGAGUUUGAACUCUGAUUGAUAGUCAGUUCUUAGUUUUCAACUGCAAGAUCCCUAAGAUUACCGAAGACGAUAUGAAGAAGGUAUUCGCUGUGUUUCUCACAAUUUCUCUGGUUCUACAACAUGUAGUCAUGUUGUCCGCUCACGUGGAAGCUCACAAAGCAAAGUCCAAUAUUGACUUCCUGUCCAAAAAACUACACAGCAAUCUGUUGGACCUGGAAGACACGUACAAGAAAACAAAAGAGGAAAUCAGUAAGACUAUCGAAGAAGUUGUCAUUGUAAGGAAAAUACAGGUUCUUCUUGGACAACUCACGAAUGGCGAAGUUCCCGGAAUGCAAGAGUGUGAAUCUGGAUAUGUCCUUCUAGACUUCCUCUACAAACAAAACAUACUGAUAGAAACCAAGUCAGCACUACCUGCACACUACACAAUCACCGUUAAAGUCAACCAUAAAGCCUUGGUAGAUCAGAAGAAAGCUGCAAAGAACGGCGAGGAUCUUCGCGUGUUUUACCAUCCUGACAAAGGUUCCUUGCCUGUCGAGAUUAAUCGACUGUUCCACAAUUUGUACACUGAUGCAACCACCGUGACGUUCAGAAUCCAGAAGAUGAUUUCCGCCAAUACUGUUGAUCUCAAGUCGUACGCGCUUGUUUUUGGCGGGAAAUUCCAAGGAAAAGCCAAAGCCAAAGCCAAUCCGAGGAAAGUGUUUGCCUUUUAUGAGGAUUUUUCCCGUUCAUCACUGGAGGGAUGGAAUAGAGUGUGGGGGGAAUGGACUGUCAAGAACGAAAGCUUGUUUGGCAAAACUGGAAGUUCUCCUUAUGGCAAUGGUGAAGUAGGACUGUACUUGACUCAGGGAAAGGAAUGGAGCGACAUUGAAGUCGAACUUGAUCUCAUGGAAACCGGUUCCAAUGUUGUCUAUCCUGGUCCAUUCCUUCGAGUCCAAGAUCCCAGACUGCAACACACAACAGCUUGGUGGUUCGAGUAUUACACAGACAACAAAAACUGCACCAUAAGACCAUGUAAAAACAACGUCUAUGGUGGCGGGAUACAUACUUGCCAGCUUCCAGAAAAACUGGUCAAAAACAAGUGGUUUCACUUUAAGUAUCGCUUGCAGGGCGAAAAAAUAUCGCAAUGGGCUGACGGAAUACCAAUACAAGACGCUACUGUUGAACCCAAGUGGAUGAUCCCGAAGGGAACAAUCGGUCUAGGUUGCCAUUCAAUAUACAGUGGAAGUCCAACUGGAUGCAGGACUUACUAUGACAAUAUCAAAGUCAAGUUGCUUGUGUCUUCCAAUCCUAAAGUGUCCCCUGGUGACGUCUGCCACUUCGUACAUCGCAAAGUUUUUAAUCUCGGAAAGAAAGAACGACCAGGGAAUUCCUGCAAACACAUAUAUGACGCAAACCUCCAUGGAAAAAAGAAGUCAUCAUCGAAGAAUGGGGUGUACUGGAUCAAAACAGCACUCCAAGGACACAAUAGACAAACCUUUUGUGACAUGAAUAAAGGUGGAUGGACUCUGGUUGGAAAGAUCAGCGGUCGUGUGGGCAAUAUUUACAAUUCGUGGCUUGUACAAAAUGUCAACACAGAUCUCCUGAAAUCCCCCAGGAUGUCAUCAGGGAAAGUAGAAUAUGGCUGUCUGGACGCACGCCUUAUUGCUGUCAGACAUUCUACUGAAAUCAUGUUCUCCAGCGGGGAGAAUCCUUCUGGAGUAGGAAAGAAAUGGGUUCGAUGGCAGUUACCACAGGGUAGAGAAUAUAGUACCUGGUGGAAUCAUGGUGUUGGAUACAAAAGAGCAAAUGCUGCCGUAGAAAGCCCCGUAACUGUCCAAGCAUGGAACGGGGGCUCCAAGGUUUGCCAUCAAAACAAGUAUGGACUAAUGCCACAUCCGCUUGUGGGAGGCUCAUAUCCCUAUGCAUCGUACAACAAGCACGGAAACACCGAUACAAACGACUACUGUAUGGCUGUAGGAGUCAUGCUCAAAGGAUCGACUGCAAAUGGGUGGGGCCACAAUGGUAACGGGUAUGACUCUCCUCAGAGUGAUUCUGAUUGGCCAAACACGAUCUACAAUCAUCAGCAGCCAUACUUGCUUGUAUGGCUUAAGUGAAGAUGCGCAGUUAAACCACAUGUCAUUCAAACAGCAAUAUGAUAUAGAUGAUAGGGAUGAUUAGAAUAUGAUAAGCAAUACAGAUAAUGUAAAUUUAAGAUAAACAAAUCAAACAAAAAUUAAAUAAAUAACAUGAAUAAUGGUAAUCAGAAUGAUAAUAAUGAUAGCAAUAAAAGGUAAAACAAGGUCAUGGGUAAACGUAUUAAAAGAUAAUAUGCAACUUAUU
Actinia tenebrosa (Australian red waratah sea anemone) is the source of this 2340-nucleotide messenger RNA. RefSeq lists its product as uncharacterized. The record is from RefSeq and is a predicted model, not a curated record. NCBI's taxonomy places the organism in Eukaryota, Metazoa, Cnidaria, Anthozoa, Actiniaria, Actiniidae. Gene Ontology annotation, molecular function: hydrolase activity.